This is a messenger RNA of Puma concolor (puma), 856 nucleotides long. The record is from RefSeq and is a predicted model, not a curated record. Lineage: Eukaryota; Metazoa; Chordata; Mammalia; Carnivora; Felidae.
ACCCAGUGAAUGGGGUCGCGAUCCGCUUCUGCUCAGUCUCGAAGUAUAGCCUUUGCGGUGUCUGCGGGGCCAUGGAGCGGCCUGGGUUCAUGGCUUCGCUGGUGGUUGCCUGUCUGAUUCGUGUUCCUUCGGAAGUGGUUAAGCAGAGGGCACAGGUGUCUUCCUCUUCAAGAACAUUUCAGAUUUUCUCUAACGUCUUAUAUCAAGAGGGCAUCCGAGGAUUGUAUCGAGGCUACACAAGCACAGUUUUAAGAGAGAUUCCUUUCUCAUUGGUCCAGUUUCCCUUGUGGGAGUCCUUAAAAGCCCUCUGGUCCUGGAGGCAGGAUCACGUGGUGGAUUGUUGGCAGUCAGCAGUCUGUGGAGCUUUUGCAGGUGGAUUUGCAGCUGUGGUCACCACGCCUCUGGAUGUGGCAAAAACAAGGAUCAUGUUGGCAAAGGUUGGUUCCAGCACCGCUAGUGGGAAUGUACUCUCUGCCCUGCACGGGGUCUGGCGGACACAGGGGCUGGCGGGAUUAUUUGCAGGUGUCUUCCCUCGAACGGCAGCCAUCAGUCUGGGAGGCUUCAUCUUUCUUGGUGCUUAUGACCAAACCCGCAGCUUGUUAUUGGAACUUGGCAGAGGGAGCCCCUGAAUCCAGGACGGCCCCACAUGCACUUCUGUCCAGAAAGGGGGCUGCUGUGCGCACGGGCUCCCUUCUGGCGAGCAGCUGCUCACCCAUCUGAACCGCCCGCACCGCGCCCCUGUGUGUGAGGAUAGGACCUUGAGGAUGUCUUGCCUGCUCCAGGCUGGCUGGAACGUCGACUGCCGCCUGUCUGCCACAUCGCCAAGAGGACCGUGUCCACAGUGGUACUUGCGACC